Messenger RNA from Oryzias melastigma (Indian medaka), 2507 nucleotides. It is a transcript of the gene dtl, whose product is annotated as denticleless E3 ubiquitin protein ligase homolog (Drosophila). NCBI's taxonomy places the organism in Eukaryota, Metazoa, Chordata, Actinopteri, Beloniformes, Adrianichthyidae. The record is from RefSeq and is a predicted model, not a curated record. Gene Ontology annotation, cellular component: nucleus. The transcript has 15 exons. Gene Ontology annotation, molecular function: protein binding; protein-macromolecule adaptor activity. Gene Ontology annotation, biological process: mitotic G2 DNA damage checkpoint signaling; proteasome-mediated ubiquitin-dependent protein catabolic process. Bases 85 to 2025 code for a protein of 646 amino acids.
CAAGAAGUUAUCCUCAUAUCGUUCCAACAAACCUCACCGCCGCUUUAACAGUCAUCUGGGAUUGUCCUCUGCUGGUGUAUUAAGAUGCUUUUCCGAUCCGUAGUCGACAGAGGAGUGGGCAGACGGAGGCAGAAUGCCCUCUCUGCAGAUCCUUUCCCCCGAAUUCCUCUGAUCUCACUGCUCGGCGGUUACCGGUGCAUCCGACAUGAUGAACACAUCUCCUAUGGAAAUACGGGGAACACAGUGCCACCGUUUGGAUUGGCCUUCUCCUCGGCUGGAGAUUUACAGAACAUUUUGGCAGCAGCUAAUGAAGAAGGCAUCGUACGGAUCUACAACACAGAGAGCCGUGAAAAUCCUCUUCUCAAAGAGUGGCUGGCUCAUGAAAAUGCAGUCUUUGACAUUGCAUGGGUACCAGGAGAACCUCAAUUGGUCACUGCUUCAGGUGACCAGACAGCCCGGCUUUGGGAUGUGAAGUCUGGGGAGUUGUUGGGAAGCUUUAAGGGCCACCUUUGCAGCCUGAAGUCUGUGGCAUUCACGUCUGAAGAAAAAGCUGUGUUCUGCACUGGAGGUAGAGAUGGAAAUAUCAUGGUUUGGGACACCAGGUGCAGCAAAAAAGAUGGGUUUUAUAGACACGUGAAUCAGAUCAGCGGAGCUCAUCACAAAGCGGAGGCGAACCCCGUCUCUAAAAACAAGAAGAGGCGGAGCAGCUUGCGUGGGAUGGCGCCAAGUGUGGACACCCAGCAGAGUGUUACAGUUGUUUUGUUUCGGGAUCAGCACACGCUCAUCUCCUCAGGAGCUGUCGAUGGGGUGAUUAAAAUGUGGGAUUUGAGGAAGAACUACGCCGCACACCGCCACGAGCCCGCUCCUCUGCAGACGUAUCCCUACGCCGGGUCCUGCACACGCAUGCGGCUGGGUUAUUCUGGACUGGUUUUGGAUUCCUCUAGAUCCAACGUCGUGUGCAACUGCACAGAUGACAGCAUCUACAUGUUCAAUGUCUGCGGAGUGAAACGGACUCCAGUGGCAGUCUUCAGUGGCCACCAGAACUCUUCGUUUUAUGUGAAGUCCUCCAUCAGCCCCGAUGACCAGUUCCUGGCCAGCGGCUCCAGUGACAACCACACGUACAUAUGGAAGAUCUCUGACCCCCAACAUCCUCCCAUGAUGCUCCAGGGUCACAGCGAGGAAGUGACAUCGGUCGCGUGGUGCCCGACAGAUUUCACAAAGAUUGCUUCCUGCUCUGAUGACCACACUGUACGGAUUUGGCGACUUCACCGGCAAACGGAUGAAGCUCAGACAUCUGUGGUGGAUCUGAACCUGGUUGGUUGGGCACGACCCAAGCCUCCAAGGCCCCUCGUCAAGGCAGAGUCAACUCCUGCUAAGACCCAGAGGACAGAAAGUUUCGGUGGUCUCACCUCACCCCAGCUCGCUGCCUGUGCCCCCAACAGCGCCGCCCUACCUCUCCCCUCCAGCACUACAUCACACAGCCCCUCUCAGAGGCCUGUAGUCCGUCAGAGGACGCCGUGCUCCAUCAAACAGUGGUUAUCUCCCACACACGGAUCUCCCGGUCAGAUUACCCCUCCAUCCCGCCGGGUUCUGAUCCCCCAGAGUCCAGUUAGCAGCACAUCCACAGCAGAACGACGAGCCAAACGCAGACUGGACACUAGCGACAGUUCUCCGGACUGUGAGGAGCAGUGCGACUGCGUUACAGAACUCUACCCCGCGGCCAAAAGAAGCCACAACGUUCCCAGUGUCUGCCGUUCUGCUCAAGACUCCCCGCCGAAGACGACCUGCCAUCCAGCUGACCUCACACAAGCUUCACCAGGACAGGCUGGAAAGGAGAACUACUGUCCACAAGCAAGGAACUGGCUGUCAGAGAUGGGUCAGAAGAUGAAGAAGGUUCAAGGAAGACUCAGGAGUCCCAGCAGCAACAAGAAGCAAGAGGUCAAAGCACCAGUUUCUCCAACCAUCAGCUCACCACAGACCAUGAAGAAAAUCUCCAUGUAUUUCGUUAAAGCCCCUCUGGACUGAACAGUUCUUCGAGUGCUUUUUAGCUUCAGGGUAUUUUUAUGUGGACCAACAGAACGUCAGAGUGCAGAAACGCUCUGAGAUGAAAAGAACAGUUAUGUUUCACGUAUUAUUUGCCUUUUUUUUGUUUUUGCUGUUUAGAAUUUCUAUAUCUGCCAUUUUAUUCCAAUCAAACACCUUAAAAGAUGCUUCAGUGGUGAACCCAGGAGAUCUCAGUGGAUGAGCUCAUCUGGAGGAUUCGUAUAAAGUCUGCAAAGAUUAAUAUUUAUCUGGUAAAUUCUGCAUUUUAUAAAAAUGUUUUUUCUUUUAAAAUUUCAGCUAAACAGAUUCAAGCCAACCAUUCUUUUUCAAAUAUGUGGUUUGGACAUUUUUCAUCCAUGUAAAUUGUUCAUCUCAGUUUAUUUGUAUUUACAUUGCAUGUUUGCUUUGUGGUCAAAUUGCUUUAAUUUUAAAGAGCGUUGAUUCUUGUUGUGAUUCCUUUCUAU